ACAUGAUUCGCUGGGAUUGCGGCGCCUGGACCCUUUUCUCAUAGUACCUUAUCCUCUCUCUUCCCAGAUGCAUAUUAUUGUUUCCGUUACCAAAUUAUUGCCUUUUAAUGUAAGAUAUUAUAUUGUAAUACAUAAAAAAAUAUAAAUGAGUGGCCUUUUCUCCAAGACAGGACAUCUUCGAUUUUUCCUCUUUUGAGGAUUACGACAAACCAACAACUCCAUCUUCCCAAAUCAGGAAAGUCCUCCUCUUUCUGGGAUUUCUCUGGAAAACCGAAAAAAAAAAGCCCCAAAUCUUUUUAUCCAAUACUGAUGGCGAUGGAAGUCUCUUCAGCCAAUGAACGCCUCCAUUUUGGGAAGAUGGGAUAUGGAUGUCAACAUUAUAGGAGAAGGUGUAAGAUUCGCGCUCCAUGUUGCAACGAGGUUUUCUCGUGUCGCCAAUGCCAUAACGAGGCUGCGAGCAUGUUAAGUAACCCCUUUGACAGACACGAGCUUGUUCGACAGGAUGUCAAACAAGUUAUCUGCUCAGUUUGUGACACAGAGCAGCCGGUUGCUCAACUUUGUUGAAAUUGUGGUGUCUAAAUGGGAGAAUAUUUCUGUGAAAUAUGCAAGUUCUUUGAUGAUGAUACCGAGAAAGGGCAGUUUCAUUGUCAUGAUUGUGGAAUCUGCAGAGUUGGUGGUCGAGAGAACUAUUUUCACUGCAAGAAGUGUGGCUCUUGCUAUUCCAUUGCUCUUCGAGACAAUCAUUUGUGUAUGGAGAAUUCUAUGCGGCAUCACUGCCCCAUAUGUUAUGAGUAUCUUUUCGAUUCGUUGAAAGAUUCCACUGUGAUGAAAUGUGGUCACACGAUGCACUGUGAAUGUUACCAUGAGAUGAUAAAGCGAGACAAAUAUUGUUGUCCCAUACGCUCCAAGUCACUAAUUGAUAUGUCUAGAACCUGGAAGGGGAUAGAUGAAGAGAUCGAAGCAACUGUAAUGCCUGAGGAUUACCGGUACAAGAAGGUGCUUUGUUCUGAAUUCCUGUUCAUGUCUGAAAAACCUGUUGCUGUACAUGAGUGUUGUCCAUCUGAAUUGAUUUUACAAUUGAAUGCAGGUAUGGAUCCUGUGUAAUGACUGCAAUGACACAACAGAGUUUACUUCCACAUAAUAGGACAGAAAUGUGGUCAUUGUAAAUCGUAUAAUACCCGCACAGUUGCCCCUCCAGUGCGCCCUCGAUGACUAGAUCAUGAUCGAGGAACCUACCCAGUGAGGUCAAUGCAUCUUUGAUUGCAUUUCCAAUCAUUUUAAUGUGGUUUUCAUUGGAUUGAUUAUGUAUCAGCUAUUAUGAUUCAAAUGACUGUAGCGUUUUCAUGUCUUUCUCAUAAACUUCUCUCGGCUUGUUCUUCUCCCAUUUUGGAGUUCAAAAGAAAACUGUGUGAAUGGUUCUUCGGUUGACGUGUACGAGAAUAAAAGACAAUUUUUUUUAUUGAGAACAGUGA
Molecule: messenger RNA, 1472 nt
Organism: Durio zibethinus
Lineage: Eukaryota; Viridiplantae; Streptophyta; Magnoliopsida; Malvales; Malvaceae
Source: RefSeq, a predicted model, not a curated record